This is a messenger RNA of Exophiala xenobiotica, 2324 nucleotides long. RefSeq lists its product as uncharacterized. The coding region runs from base 260 to 2110 and encodes 616 amino acids. The transcript has a single exon. The record is from RefSeq and is a predicted model, not a curated record. Lineage: Eukaryota; Fungi; Ascomycota; Eurotiomycetes; Chaetothyriales; Herpotrichiellaceae.
UUCCCAUGAUCUCCAACUUCCCUGGAAGAUCAUCCCAUUACUACACAUUGAGGCGCAGGCUCGUUUCUGAUUCCUGACCAAUACCAGUUUUCCGAACAUUCUUCAGCUCACACCUUCUAUCUUGCUUGGGUUGCUAUUUAUGUUCUCAACUAGAUAUUACCAUUCGAUCGUACUGGCAUUGACAGUGACCCCAUUCGUAUCAUCUCCUCGAGUCAAAGCGCCUUGUUGAUUUCGAUAACACUGAUUACAUCCAUCAACAAUGUCGACUCCGAACCCCAGAAUACCGUUGUCCAACACUUCCAAUUCUCCUUCGCAACGUCGUGCUCCCAACGAAAACAGUCCUGGUAGGCCAGGCUACUCCAGUUCUGUGCCUGCGACUACCGGCCAGGGUCUCGCGCGGACGCCUUCCCUUCGUCAACAAAGACCACUACGCAAAGCGCCCACCCGCACGAGCAACGCUUUUGCUUCCGCUGACACCGAAGCGGACGACGAGGAAAUCAAAUCUGCAAAUGCACAGUUGAUCGCGGAUCUCAAGGAGCAGGUCCACCGUGCUGAGCAGGCGUCGGACCAAUAUAGAAGACAAUUAGAAGGCAUGCAACAACGCCUGGAUGAAGCGACGGCGGAGCAGACGACUGCUGAAGAGCGGGAUUAUCAGAGACAAACAGAGUUGGAUCGGUUGAGAGCAGAAAUCAAAGAAUAUGAAAGACAAUACAGGGAGCUGGAAGUUACAUAUAACGAGGAUAAAGAAACAUUUUUGCAGGAGCGCGAGAGACAAGCCCGCAAAGAAGCCGAACUCCAAGCUGUCAUCAGCAGGUUGAAUGAGACGCUGCGCACCCGGAGCACCGAAAAGAUCAACAACAGCCGAUUUAGUACGAGCUUUUCAAAGUCGGGUGGUCAAGGCAGCGAUGCAGCGGCAGAAAAUGUCAAUGAAGGGACGAGAGCGCGCGACAGCGUCCCACCGGAUAUGCUUCAAGCGUUGCAGGAAAAAGACUCGGCUAUCGAAGCCCUGAAGUUUGACUUGGCCGAGGCGCAACUGCGGCUGGCAGAACAAGAACACAUGGGUGACGGUCGCCUGCAGUCGCUGGAAAAGGCAGUCAUGGAGAUUAAGAUGCAGAAUGCGCGGCUUGUUGAAGAGAAUGAGAGCUUCCAGAUGCUCCUGAGCGAGAAGACACUCAAAGGGGAUUUCCUUCACGGUCAUCACCAUCAAGAAGACGUCGGCGGCAUGAGCUCUCUUGCUGAAGAACUUGAAUCAACCGAGGAAGCCGAAAAAACCGACUCGUUUAGAAAGCUGGAGGCCGAGUGCAAAACGCUUGACGAGCAGAACAAGGCCCUCAACCUAUACAUUGACAAGAUCAUUGGCCGCAUGCUCCGACGUCCAGGGUUCGAACAUAUUUUCCAAGACACCGAAGAAGUACCACCGACUCCUCCGAAGCCCGGUCCUACUGAGAAAGCACUCCCUGCUGUACCUGAUCAACACGCAGCGGCGCCCGCUGCCGCCGCGGCUGUGAGCGGUUUCUUGCAGAGAGCCCGUUCUGUUGUGUCCCGCCCCGGGGCCAGGCCGCGACCAAUGUCAUACGCGCAACCAGCAGCACCCACCGCAAACGAAAACCCCGACACUGCACCCAGUAUACCCCUUCACCGAGGACAACAUCGUAGGGCUAGAUCGGAUCAAGCCGAGACCGAUAUGGCUGCGGCUGCAGUGGUCCAGCAGAUGAAUCGUGGGUCACCAAUGCGCACAGCGUCCGGUAGUCCACUAAGUCCUGGCAUUCGACCCCUCAGUCCACCAAUGUCGCAAGGACGAGGGUCGUAUUUCCCACGCGCACCUUCUGGCUCAGGUCGGGGUGGUAGCUCCGCCAACAGUGUGACUAGCGAGCAUAGCGAGGAGCAGAAGUCAAACACGGACGGAAGCUCUACUGCAGCAGUGUCGGGUGGAGGACAUGUUCAUCAGCAAGCCAGUCUCCCUGGAGCCGUGAUGAAGCAGAACCAGCUCCGACCACUGCGUUUGGUACAGUCGCAAAACGCAGAAGAGGAGGCUCAGAAGCGGGCAAACAGGGGUAGUUGGAUGGGUUGGUUACGAGGGGGCACUCUGGAGGCUCAACAGCCUGAGUAAUGUGGUCGUUGGAUGAUUCUCCCAUGUUUGAAGCUGCGAAACAUCUACCUAGAUAGCGGCAAUGACAAACCUGAACUUCGAGUGCUUCCUUCGGAAGGCAUACAGAUCUUUGCUGCAGUCUGAUUUGUUGGCUUUCCACAUCCGGUGCAGGGUUCUUAUUGCUUGCACCGCAGAUCAUACUCGCUACCCGGAGUAGGACAAUGACGUUGUUUCU